Molecule: messenger RNA, 2061 nt
Organism: Hippocampus zosterae (dwarf seahorse)
Lineage: Eukaryota; Metazoa; Chordata; Actinopteri; Syngnathiformes; Syngnathidae
Gene: scarb1
Product: scavenger receptor class B, member 1
Exons: 13
Coding region: 211-1683 (490 amino acids)
Biological process (GO): plasma lipoprotein particle clearance; recognition of apoptotic cell; cholesterol efflux
Cellular component (GO): caveola; cytoplasm
Molecular function (GO): scavenger receptor activity; low-density lipoprotein particle binding; lipid binding
Source: RefSeq, a predicted model, not a curated record
AUGGCAGACGGACGAGUACCUCAAACUCGUCCGUCCGACCACUAUCAGCUGGAAGGUGAGGCAAUUUGGACACCAGCUGGGCGCUCACAAUCACAAUCGCGCACGCGUCUUCAGCCGGCCCGUGUGGCCGUCACCAGCUAGCAGGGUAACAGUUAGCAAUCCUGCAAAACAACAAGAAGCGGAAAAGUGGCAAAAGGGAAAACGGCGGCGAUGAGAGUGAAUAAAAGCAAAGUGGCGCUGGGCUUCAUGGUCGCGGGGAUCUUCGCGUUGGUAUUCGGGACCGUCCUGGCCAUCGUGGGUCCGCUCAUUAUCGAUGAGCAAAUUGUUAAGAACACUGUGAUUGACCCGAAGAACGAGAUGUCGUACCGUAUGUGGAAGGACGUCCCGGUGCCGUUCUACAUGUCGGUCUACUUCUUCAACGUCCUCAACCCCAAGGAAGUCCUGAGCGGCGAGAAGCCCAUGCUGGAGCAGCGAGGCCCUUACGUGUACAGGAAGCGCAUCCAAAAGGAAAACGUCACAUUCCACGCCAACAACACGGUAACCUACCGAGAGUACCGAACCUACUUCUUCGAGCCCAGCAUGUCGGCCGGAAACGAGUCCGAUGUGGUCACCAUCCCCAACAUGCUGGUACUGGGCGCGGCGGUGAUGAUGGAGAACCUUCCGUUCACCGUGCGUCUGAUGAUGAGCGCCACCUUCAAGGCAUUCAAAGAGGGGGCCUUCCUCACAAAAACGGUGGGUGAGCUCAUGUGGGGCUACGACAGCGGCUUGGUGGACUUCCUCAACAAGUACCUGCCUGGGAUGCUCCCCUCCUCCGGGAAGUUCGGACUCUUCAGCGAGUUCAACAACUCGGACUCGGGCCUGUUCACCAUCUUCACGGGUCAGGAUGAUAUCCGCAACGUGCACAAGGUGGACUCGUGGAACGGCCUCAGGGAGCUGAACUACUGGCGUACGCCUCAGUGCAACAUGAUCAACGGCACGGCGGGUCAGAUGUGGCCGCCCUUCAUGACCAAACGCUCCACGCUGCCCUUCUACAGUCCCGAUGCCUGCAGGUCAAUGGAGCUGGUGUACCAGCGGCCGGGCAGCUUGAAGGGCAUCCCCUUGUACCGCUACGUGGCGCCCAAGACGCUCUUCGCCAAUGGCAGUGACUACGCACCGAAUGAGGGAUUCUGCCCCUGCCGCCAGUCGGGUCUGCUCAACGUCAGCAGCUGCCGCCAUAAUUCUCCCGUCUUCAUUUCGCAUCCUCACUUCUUCAACGCCGAUCCCGUCCUGCUGAACUUUGUGCACGGGCUCCAUCCCAACGAGGACCAGCACGGACUCUUCAUAGACAUCCACCCUCAAACGGGCGUCCCUCUCAACGUGUCCAUCCGCUUGCAGCUCAACCUUUACAUCAAGCGGGUGUCAGGAAUUACCGAGACUGGAAAGAUCCCAGAGACCAUCAUGCCCAUGAUUUGGUUUGAGGAGAGCGGUUUCAUCGACGGGCCCAUCUUGGACACUUUCCACACCAACCUGGUGGUCCUGCCCGCCAUCAUGGAAGUGAUGCAGUACGGCUUCAUCGCACUCGGCCUCGCCACAGUCAUCGUCGCCGCCCUUGUCCGGCACAGGAUCCGUAAGGCAACCUAUGAAACUUCCACUCAGGGCAACGGCACCCCAACGAAAAGCAUGCAGGGAGACUCGGACAAGUGAAGCUGUUGGCGGCACCGCGCCAGAUGCGUCCGCCCGCCCGAGAUGACCGCCACGAACAGCCCACACUCACUUGUCUCUCGGCACCCUGACGCCUGACUUGUUGUCGCCAUGGAAACAAGCACAGGCCAAAGCGACUUCAUAAUCGCUGAUUGGGUGUGGGGGGGGUUUUCUCUUUUUUGGCGGGAGUUGAGACCGUCGUCAUGGAGAUGAAACAACUGCCCCACUUGCUGUUUUUGAAAGUUGUUUGAAGGUGUUAAGACAUUUGCACAAAAACGCUGCCACAUCAAUUUGACUUUGUUGUUCCUUUUGUAUGUAACGUUCAUAUGGAUUACAUCCUGUUUCUGCACCUAAGGCACAAUAAACAUGGUGUGAUGACAA